Messenger RNA from Orbicella faveolata, 3624 nucleotides. Its product is annotated as eukaryotic translation initiation factor 2 subunit 2-like. Gene Ontology annotation, biological process: translational initiation; formation of translation preinitiation complex. The record is from RefSeq and is a predicted model, not a curated record. Gene Ontology annotation, cellular component: eukaryotic translation initiation factor 2 complex. Lineage: Eukaryota; Metazoa; Cnidaria; Anthozoa; Scleractinia; Merulinidae. Gene Ontology annotation, molecular function: translation initiation factor activity; translation initiation factor binding; mRNA binding.
GCAGACAGGCUGACGCAACUGCAUGUGGAAAAUUAUUCUUGUAAUUCAGAGAAAUUCUUGGUAAUAUUUUGAUAUAAAGGCGUUUAUUUCGUUAUUAUUAGGUAUAAAAAUGGCAGAGGAUGAAGCGAUGUUCGAUCCUACCAUGAAAAAGAAGAAGAAAAAGAAGAAGGUUCCCCUAGAUCUUGAUGCCCUUGAAGAGCCAAAUGCUCCAUCCAAUGUGGAUGAGAAAAACGACAAUCCUCCCGAAAACGAGAAUCAGGACAAUGUAGCGACAGAAGAAAAAGAAGACAAAGAAGAUACAGACAUCUUGGACCUUGAUGACUUUUCUGGAAUGAAGAAAAAGAAAAAGAAGAAAAAGAAACCGUACGAUAUGGAGAGUCUUGAAGAUGCACUCCCAGAUGCUUCCACUGACAACAAAACUGAAGAAAGUGGAGGACAAGAGGGUGAAAAGGAGUCUACAGCUGAAGCUGUGGAUGCCUUAGACUUUAGUUUUUCCACAAAAAAGAAGAAGAAAAAGAAGAAGGUUCUGGUUGACGAGCCAGAUCUGGCUGACAGUGGAGACACUAAGGUUUUGGAAAAUGGUGCAGAUUCUGAUAUGGAUGAUGGUAUGGACAGAAUAGUGUAUAUUAGAAAUAUUUGUUAUUGUAUUUCCUUAGGCUUUGUUAACAGGUACAGAGUGUAACAUACAUGUACUGAGUUAAGCCUAGUGACCCAUUGUAUUGGUUUUCAACCUCGUUCCCAGGGUCUCUCAUCUUACCGCCCCCUGGAGCGAGUGAAGAGAAACGUGUCUCCCAGAAUCUGGGAGAUGACAGUUAAAUGAUUGAAGGGAUGGGUGGCCUAGUAGGAAUUUUGUCUAUAUACUUAGCCUACGGGAGUGCGGGAUGUGUUGUCACCAAAGUAAACCAAGAACGAUAUGAUGUUCUGCGGCAAUGUCCGGCGGUUAUAUUCUGCAAAUACUGAGGAAAACUUGUCCAUCAUCUGAUAGUGGAAAUCCAAGUCGCUGAAGGUUGUAUGGUUCAGUGAAGGACGUUACAUAUUGUAAAAAUCUCCUCAAGAAGGCGAAUGGAGAAUUGCACACUGCAGCCGAGGCUGUGUAUCGAAGAUCUUUGACUCAUCUUUACCUCAGAAUGAAGUGUAGGUCUUGUGAACGGCGAUUAAAUAAUUUUAGAGAAUUCAGGGCCUGUUAAUUGAUCACUUUGAAAGGAGUGAAAGGGUGAAAAGAUUUUUUGAAGUUUCACCGCGCGGCCGGCACCCCAAACUUUGCAGAGCGUGAAGAAUAAUACAACAAACUCGUCGCGUCUGCAUUUUGCCUUCAUUGCUGAUAAACUGGAUUUAUCUUCAACCGAAAGGAGGCUAGAAAAAGAAAAAAUAAUUUUUAUUGUGUCGUUAAUAAAUUAGUGUACGUGACUCCAACGGUUCGUGACAAUUGUGCACAUUCUCAUUUAAUUUUUGAUCUCUCGACCUCUCUUUGCUUCACAUGUGUUUCUGAGGGGCACAUUUUAUGCCGUGUUAUAAGAAGAAAUGGAAAUGAUUAGUAGAGCGGAGUCAUUUGAUUGUGUUACAGCAUUUUUAGAGGUCGUAUGUCUGCAUGGUUUCUGCUGUUAAGUGCACGUCGCUUCUCAGAGUUUGACACCUCUGUAAUUUGCCAUGCCAUGCUUAUACUUUGUUUAGGUUUGUUUCUAUUGCAGCAUAUGUUUUAAGGCUCUAAGUAUUGGCUCUCCAGGGACAAAGAUUAAAAUAGUCUGGCAACAUAUUGCUUACUUGCAUUCAAUAUUGUGGUGCCACAGGUGACUUCGGGCCCGCCUAUUUGAUUAGAACUGUUUGCAAAGUGUGUUGCACGAAUAUCAUAUUUAUCUUUGUCCAGCUUUUCUUCAGAGACUGCUGUAGCUUUACUUUGAGAAAGCUAUACGUUUUCCUAGAGACAUUCUUAUGUUUUUUGCAUCAAUUUGAUCAUGUGCAUUCAAAGGAAAAACAACAAUUACUAUGGGAUGUAAUUGCACUGCUCGAUGCCCACAGUUGAAAUAUGAGUGACUUUCCAUAAAUCUAGUGGGUGAGAUGGCAACACUGAAAAUCACGAGCACUAAAUUGCCUUGAGAUAGACUUGCUUAACCUUUAGGUAAAUGUUGGAAUAGAUAUUACUCAAAAUUUCAGCUUGAAAGCUAAAUAUUGAUAAAUGCCGCGGAUAAUGGCAGUCGCAGCACGAUACUUUGAAUUCGACAAAGCUCAAUGCGACAAAUUGCUGAUUACAAAGGACCCUUCCCUGAUUUUCUCAAUUGUCAAAGUGGCACGUGACCAGACCCAACCAGGGUCUCGCGUCGCUCACUCCAGAGACCCUGAGAACGAGGUUGACUGGUUUUCAGCUGUAGUUUCUGUCUCAGGAGGUGACUAGGAAUUUUGUUCUCCUCCCUGGAUGGGAUGCUAGUCCUACCUAGGGUUUCUCCCUAGCAGUUAAUCAGUUGGUUCCCAUUUUUACUUCUGGUGUGAGAGAACAUGACACAAUUAUCUACCCAGGGUUCAAACUUGUAAGCUCCUCAACCUGGAGUCUAGCACACUAAACAUUAGGCAACUGUACAUUCCAAACUAAGGAUGGUAUAAAAACAAACAGACUGAUUUUGAAUGAUUUUAUUUCUAUGGUUCAUUGAUUCAGUUUACAACACAUAAUGAGGUUUGAGCUUUUCAAUCCAUAAUGAUGGGGCUUGUAUAUAUAUAUAUUGGCAAGGUGCUCAGAAGGCAGCAUCCUUGCAGUGCUGUACAGGAUUGUCAAGAGUUGCCAGCUACAAGGGUGGCAAAGGGUUAUUGUGUUACAAGAGAAAAGGACAAAAAUUAGUGUUUGACAUGUGAAAAUCAAGUUAAAAAAGUGCAUGAUUUAUGAAUUUAUAAGAAAACCAUCGUUUAAAGCAGCUAAAAGUUUGUGAGACCUGAGUUUGUUGAAAUUUAUAUGCAAAACAGGAUCACACUCCACACCCCACCCCUCACCCCCUUAUUGGCUACCCUUGACUACCAGUAAUAAUUACCUUCUACUUUACAAUUUCAACUGGCUACUUUGUUGAGCUGGUUGUGUGAUUCUUUAGAAGAAGUUAAAAAAUUAGCUGCCUACUCAGGGUUGUAGCUAAGAAAAUAGUCCUGCCUAAGAUUUCCAUUGGGCUGGUCACCAUUUUUCAUGAGAGACUGGGAACAAAAUUUUCAUCCCCAAUCUUUUGCAACACCUUGAAUGUGGGGCUACAUGUACCAAGCUUCGAGUUUACAAGCUGGUGGAUGCAGUACACAGAAAGAGAACAUGAUAAACUAGUGCUCAAAACAAGAUUUUAUUUCAAUUACUUUACUCGUUAUAGUGGCACCGAUACUCAAGGUAGUCAGGAAUUUAUUCCAAACUUUUCAUUUUGACAGUUUGAUAUGGUUUAAGUAUGGAAUGAUUGUACGUGCGUAACCUAAAUGCCGUUCAUUAUCCUUUAGCAAGUUACCGCCUGCCAAAAUCCAGCCAGCAGUCACCUCUUUCUCAGCCAGCGAAUUUUGCUGGUAGCUGCCGCUUAGUGACAAUCUGUCUGCUCCGAAUGUAAAUCUGCAUACUUCUAACCUUUGUGGAAACCUUGACUGUAUAUCAAUUUUCUAACUUUGUUUAGGAGA